Molecule: messenger RNA, 1227 nt
Organism: Cavia porcellus (domestic guinea pig)
Lineage: Eukaryota; Metazoa; Chordata; Mammalia; Rodentia; Caviidae
Product: arylacetamide deacetylase-like 4
Exons: 4
Coding region: 1-1227 (408 amino acids)
Cellular component (GO): membrane
Molecular function (GO): carboxylic ester hydrolase activity; lipase activity
Source: RefSeq, a predicted model, not a curated record
AUGAGUGUCCUAUUACUGGUGCUGCUACUGGGCCUCUCCACCUUUCUCCUAGGACUCCUUGUCUGGAGCAUCUGUAAGCACUUGCUCACCACAGAUGUCCCCUCUGCCUUGAAACAUCCUCUCAAGCUCAGAAUUAUGCAUUGCAUGUUUAUAUAUGCGAUCACCUUGGGAAACAUACUAGAGAAGCUGAGCAUUUGCUCCAUGCUCAGCUUUCUCCGUUUUGUACAGAACAGAUUGGUUCAAAAGACAAAGAACCCUAAAGUGGUGGUGACAGACCUGCACUUUGGAACAAUCCCUGUGAGGCUUUUUGAGCCCAAGACAAUGUCGUGCAGCCCAAGGAGAGGCAUCAUCUUCUACCAUGGUGGAGGUGGGGUGUUGGGCAGCCUGGAUUCUUACCACAACCUGUGCCUUUUCCUUGCCCUGGAGACCAAUUCUGUGCUGUUGUCUGUGGGGUACCGGAAGCUUCCCUACUACCAUUACCCUGUCAUUGCCAGUGACUGCCUGAAUGCCACCAUCCACUUCCUGAAGAGGCUGAAAACCUAUGGUGUAGACCCUUCCCAAGUUCUGGUCUGUGGAGAAAGCGUUGGAGGAGGGGCUGCUGCCCUGGUCACUCAGGCCUUGGUGGGUCACAAAGAUCUCCCCCAAAUCCGGGCUCAAGUCCUGAUUUAUCCAGUUAUCCAGGGUAACAAUUUCCAGUUACCAUCUACUCAGCAGAACCAAAAUAUUCCAUUUCUCAACUUGGACUUCCUAAUAACAUGCAUUUGUAAAUAUAUGGCCAUUGACAUCUCCUGGAAAGAUGCCAUGCUGAAAGGCUAUUGUAUACCCCCAGAAACCUGGGAGAAGUACAGGAAAUGGCUCAGCUCUGACAAUAUCCCUGAGAGAUUCAAGAAUACAUACCAAGAACCCCAGUUUCCUGGGACUUUAAAUGAGGCUGCCUAUCUUGAAACCAAACAUAUGUUAGAUGUACAAAAUUCCCCCCUCUUAGCUGAUGAUGAAACCAUUGCUCAGCUCCCUGAGGCCUUCCUGGUGAGCUGUGAGCAUGAUAUCCUCCGUGAUGACACCUUGCUCUACAAGAAGCGCUUGGAAGACCAAGGAGUCCCUGUGAGCUGGCACAAUGUGGAAGAUGGCUUUCAUGGAUGCAUACUUCUAUUUGACUGGAAGUCUUUCUCUUUCCCCUGCUCUGAGAAAAUUUUAAAUGCUGUGGUCAGUUAUAUAAAGGCUUUAUGA